Messenger RNA from Nematocida minor, 1401 nucleotides. RefSeq lists its product as uncharacterized. The coding region runs from base 1 to 1401 and encodes 466 amino acids. The transcript has a single exon. Lineage: Eukaryota; Fungi; Microsporidia. The record is from RefSeq and is a predicted model, not a curated record.
AUGCAAUCACAGCAGAAGACGCAAUUGAAAAAAAUACUUCGUUUUGGUACUGUCGUAGUGGUGGUAGUACUGAUAGCAAUACUUCCAUUCUACUGUAUAAGCUUGAGAAAUCAAAACAAAGCAGCUGAUACUGCAGAGCCAUUGAUUGACGCAGAAGUAGAGCCCGUGCCCAUCACUAAGACAGAAACAAAGACAGCCCCUGCUAUAUACUUCUUAAUUGAGAAGAAGUCCGACAUCACAAAAGUGUUCGAGAGAGAGAACAUCAUCCCUGUGAGAUCUCUAAGAGACGAGGAGAAGGUAGCAAAGAAGCCUUCUCUAUUCGGAAGAAUAAAGGGGUACUUCACAAGAGAGGAAGAGAAAGAAACACUCGACAUCACCCCAGAGGAGAUGGCUAUCCAGCUGGACAGCAGCAGAAACAUUCUGCAGAACUACAACGGAAACCUCAUCAGAAGAAUAAACGACAUGAGAACCGCUGAGAAGAAAGUGCUCAUCUUGGACAUAAGAAUGAAAGUGCUGGAGCUAUCCAGCAUACUCCCAUCCAAGCACACUCUGCUCGACGACUCAAACAGCCUCUUCUGGUUCACCGUGUUCUCCUCUGGUGACUCUGUCUUCGACUGGAUGGCCUACACUCUCUCCCAGGAGGAGCUGGAGAACAUCCGCAACGAAAUCAGCGAGCUAUUCGAGUCAACCGACUCUCCUUCGAACGUAAGAGCCAGCCUCUUCAGCACCCUCAAGGACUACAUCACAAGAGUCUCCCAGGAGGCGGGAUUCGGUGGAGAAAUCACCAAAGUGAGAGAGUCGCUUGUUGACAGACUCAGAAAGUACAAGGCGCCCCAGGACAUGAUCAACGACUCAGAAGAGUCCUGCCAGACAGAGAAGCUUCUUCUGGCUCUUGACGUCCUCUCGUACCUUGUCCCAAUGACUGAUGACUCGCGCAAUGAAAUAGCCUGCAGAGUCAACGCGAUCAAAGACAGACUCUACAACGCAACAGAGAUUUCAGAGAAGAGACAGAUGAACGACUACCUGAGAAUAACCAAGAAGUACAACGAAGACCUCGUCAGCCUCAUCAACAGAUACAUGCACUUUAUCGCAGACCUGGAGCAGUAUGUGAGCGUGUGCAGCAGAAGCACUGAGAACAUGAAGAACAUCGCAAGAAAGAACGAGUCAUCGUACGUAUACGACUUUGCAACAGAUGCCAACCCAACAGACAUCAUCAAAGGCGUAGGAAACAUGCUCGGCCUCUCUUCAGACAUCUUUGCGCAGUACAGACAGCUGCUGGAGAUGAACGAUGACCUAGUGACUCUUGUGACAGUAACAGAGGAGGUGGUUGAGGUGCCAGUCAUCGUAGACACCCCCAUUGCCGUGGAGGAAGUCUCCUCCUGCAGCAGCCACUCCCACUGA